Zingiber officinale is the source of this 1708-nucleotide messenger RNA. Its product is annotated as probable hexosyltransferase MUCI70. The record is from RefSeq and is a predicted model, not a curated record. The coding region runs from base 34 to 1440 and encodes 468 amino acids. Lineage: Eukaryota; Viridiplantae; Streptophyta; Magnoliopsida; Zingiberales; Zingiberaceae. The transcript has 6 exons.
CUCAGGAUCCUCGUUGGACGGACUGCUUCUUCGAUGUUGAACAGCGUCUCCGUCUCCAUCUCCGAGGACGACGGCGAUGUCGUGGGGAGGACGCGAGUUCGCCCUCGCCAUAGGCGCAAGAAGACGUGGCCUGGAGGGCGGCGCGAGAUCCUCCCUCGGGCGGCGAGGGCCGCGAUUCGAUGGUGGCCGGUGUUGUUGUUCAUCCCAGUCAUUAUUCUUCUCUUCGAGAUCUCGAGAGUGGGGAGGAAGCUUCCCGACGAUGACCGACCCAAUCUGAGCGCUUCCUCCAAGGAGGAGGAGUCGCCGCGGAACUUAAAUCGACUCGAUCGGAUGACCAGAGUCGUUCACGGCGUUAGAAAGCCCUGCCUUAAAAUCCUUAAUGCAGAGCAGAUAGAAAAAUUAGAAUUUCCAGCAUCUGCAGAAGCUGAUUUCCCUGCCAAGAGUGUGCUAUACAAAGUAGAGACUGGUGAACACCAUGUUGAAGGCAAUGGUACAUUUCUGCCGAAAACAGAAACUACAAGGUUUAAUUUGUUUACUGGAUAUCCAACACUUGGUGAAAGAGAACAAAGUUUCAAGGUUAAUGAAACUGCUGCUGUGCAUUGUGGGUUUUACAGUGAAAGAGGAGGAUUUAAAAUUCCUGAUGCUGACAAAGAUUAUCUGAAAACCUGCAAAGUGGCAGUCUCAACAUGUGCAUUUGGUGGAGGGGAUGAUCUGUACCAACCUAUUGGAAUGACAUAUGCAUCACUAAAUAAGGUUUGGGCUGCCAAGGUUUGUUAUGUGGCAUUCUGGGAUGAAGUUACUCUUUCAUCCCAGAAAAAGAAUGGGAAAGUAAUUGGUGAAGACCAAUUCAUUGGUAAAUGGCGCAUUGUGGUUGUCAAGGAUCUUCCUUUUUCAGAUCAACGAUUGAAUGGGAAAAUACCCAAGAUGUUGAGCCAUCGACUUUUCCCUAACGCAAGGUUUUCAAUUUGGGUCGACUCAAAGUCUCAGUUUCGAAGAGAUCCAAUUGGUGUACUUGAAGCUCUACUUUGGCGUACUAAUUCUGUGCUUGCUAUUUCUGAGCAUGGAGCUCGGAGCAGCCUCUAUGACGAAGCAAAGGCUGUUAUUAAGAAACACAAAGCCACACCAGAAGAAGUCGAAAUUCAACUACAUCAGUAUAGACAAGAUGGUAUUCCCGACGAGAAGAGGCUGAAUGGAAAGAAAGCUCUAGCUGAAGCAUCUGUGAUAGUGAGGGAGCACACUCCAUCGACAAAUAUUUUCAUGUGUCUCUGGUUCAAUGAGGUCGUUCGAUUCACUUCAAGAGAUCAACUGAGCUUCCCAUAUGUUCUCCGACGUCUAAAGAUCCCUCGAGUAAAUAUGUUUCCUGUAUGCACCAGAAAAGAUCUCGUGAACAGUAUGGGGCAUACCCGCAAGGUGAAACCUCUUGUAAAGCAAACCAGUUAACCCUUCGAUGCUUAAAUACUCACCAAACACACAUCUAAUUCGUUUUGGAUUAACUUCUUCACUGAUAUUGAAGUGAUGAUUUGGACAAUCCAAAAAUAGUGAUCAUUAGUUCAUUUGUUUUAGUGAAUGAUAGUAAUCCCAGCAGUUCUUGAGUGAUUAGUUCUGAGUUUGUUUCUUCUUCCAUUUUACCUGCCUAGUGAUUCUGUGUAGGAUUUGAAAUCUACCUAGUGAUGAGAAUUUUGUAAUAUAGGUGUUCAAUAAAUCCUUA